Molecule: messenger RNA, 1083 nt
Organism: Fomitiporia mediterranea MF3/22
Lineage: Eukaryota; Fungi; Basidiomycota; Agaricomycetes; Hymenochaetales; Hymenochaetaceae
Product: DnaJ-domain-containing protein
Exons: 8
Coding region: 1-1083 (360 amino acids)
Cellular component (GO): endomembrane system
Source: RefSeq, a predicted model, not a curated record
AUGAAGCUUUUUCUGCGGGUUAUCCUGCUCCUUUCUAUCAUUUGUUCUGUGCUGGCCAAAAUAACUGUGUCUCAGGAAGACCAUGAAAUAUUCGAUCUCGUAAGCGCCGUUGAGGCGUCGGAAGGGAAAGGAACGACAUUUUACUCAUGGCUUGACGUUCCCCCAACCGCAACAACUCAAGAGAUUGCGCGGGCGUACAGAAGAAAGAGUAUCCACACGCACCCGGACAAGAAUCCAGGUCGAAAGGAUGCACACGAGAGAUUUGCACGACUUGGAGUUAUCGCCCAAAUCUUGAGAGAUCCAGUAGGCAGAGAACGCUACGACUUCUUUUACAAGAACGGUGUUCCACGCUGGCGUGGCACUGGAUAUUAUUAUUCUCGAUACCGGCCAGGACUAGGCUCGGUCGUGAUUUUCCUUGUCGUACUUUCAUCAGGACUCCAAUAUGUUAUUCAACGAAUCAAUUACAAAAACGAUCUCGCUCGCAUAGACCGGUUUGUGACGGAGGCUAGGCUUGCUGCGUGGGGCUCGCGCAUGGUUCCGAUGGAAGGACGGCGGAAGGUCCGAGUAAAUCUUGGUGGACGUCCAUAUCUGGAUGAGGAAGGAAAUGUUGUGCAGGGCAAACAACUCGACAUGGUUGUUGAAGGGAACGAUGUAUUUAUUCUUGAACCCGACGGUUCGCUCCUUCCCCUCGAUGAAGGUGCUACUGCCCCGCCUUCAUUAGGCCGUACCUGGUUCAUCUCCAUGCUGCGCUCACGUUUCUCCAAAAAGAAACAAGAAGUUGCGGAGGAGACAAGCGAAGAAGACGGAGAGGAAGAUUCUCAAGCGCCCAGCGGAAACAAAAAACAGCGAAAGGCAGCGAAGAAGGCCAAGAAACGGGCCGAAAACGAAAACGUUGAUGAGUCUUCCAGUUCAGAGAUGCUGAGUAGCGGAGCAGUAACACCUGUCGGCACGACAUCGGGGUCAAAACCAUUACCGCGGGGACCGACAGUGAUGGCUGGUGGUCGGAGAAGGAAAGGAGUGCCGCGAAAGGUACCAGAAAGGAAACCGAAAGACCAGGAGAUCAGUGAAAGCGGUACGUUAUAG